Molecule: messenger RNA, 360 nt
Organism: Ceraceosorus guamensis
Lineage: Eukaryota; Fungi; Basidiomycota; Exobasidiomycetes; Ceraceosorales; Ceraceosoraceae
Exons: 1
Molecular function (GO): GTPase activity; GTP binding
Source: RefSeq, a predicted model, not a curated record
GUUGGCAAGACAUCGCUGGUCCAUCGCUACAUCACUGGCACCUUUCAAGCAUCCUCCAUACCAAGCACCAUCGGCGCCAGCUUCUUGACGCAGAAGCUCGUCGUGGAUGGCACAAAGGUCCGCUUGCAAUUGUGGGACACUGCAGGGCAAGAAAGGUUCAGGAGCAUGGCGCCGAUGUACUAUCGAGGGUCCAACGCCGCCGUCAUCGUCUACGACAUUACCAAUGCGGCGUCGUUUCAAGACGUCAAGACGUGGAUCGAAGAGCUGAGAAAGAAUGUGACCUCAGACCUCAUCAUUCACGUCGUUGGCUCCAAGCUGGACUUGGCUCCUGCGCACCGGGAAGUCUACCUGGACGAGGCU